CCCCCCAUAUCGUGAACCAACCAGGGUUCUAUGACUCUGCUUUCUACCAACCCCUGGUAGUGAUAUUAGGCAUCAGGCCCAGAUUUUCUGCAACACCCGACUCCUCGGCCUUGUCAGGCUUGUCUGCAGAAAGCACCAAUCCAACAAAAAAAAAAAAACUAAAUUCCUGCAUGUUACUCCUGGCGAAUUUUUUGACAUAUUGUAAGCAGUUCUUUUCUUUUUAUACAAUCGCAUGGGCCACUAGGUUGAGGAACACGCGUAGUAACGUAUGAUUUGAAACAAGACCAGGAAUGGCUUGUUUAUCAAUGGAGAAUCGUCCUCUUAAGAAAUUGCGAUUAGGACCGCCUGAUGUUUACCCACAGGAUCCCAAACAAAAAGAGGAUGAGUUGACGCCCGUCAAUGUGAAACAAGGUUUCUCUCAUACACCAAAUCUGAAUCAAUCUGAGGAAUAUGGCUCUGCCAAAAAUCAUAACUUUUCUGUGUCCAAAGUUCAGACAUUCAUUAAUGGUGUACUUACAAAGAAACAGGAGAUUAAUAUGUUGCCUGACACUGGCCGAAAACGUCAGCUAAUAAACCCUAAAGAAAAUUUUCAUAAUGUUACACCAAAGUCAAAGAUGUUCAUUGAAUCAUGGUUUAAAGACUUAGCAGGCAGCAAGCCUUUGAUUAACCUAGGCAAAAGAGUGCCAAUAUUCAACAAGAAAGAGGAAAUUUUUAUCCAACUCAGUGAAUAUCAGGUUCCUAUGUCUAGAGCUAUUUGGUUAAUAAAGAUGACAUCUGCCUAUUCUAUGGCAAUUUCUGAGGCUAAAAUGAAGAAGCGUCAAGUACCAGAUUCUUCACAAGAAUGGACCAGUACUUUAGUCCGGUUUUUAAAAGAACAAAUUGUGAAACUACAAGAUUUCUAUCAAAAAUCAAUAAUUGUUGGAGGGGCUCAGGCUGUGUUUGCUUCCAAUGCUACAGCGUAUCAUAAUGGAAGUCCUCUGAUGACCGAUGAACAGAAACUUGCACUUCGACAGUUUAAUUAUUGCCAGCAGUUGUGCAAAGUCAUGUUUGAGGAAGGUCUCCUUGAAUGCCAGGAUUUCUUACAGUGGCAACUGGAUAUGUUGGAAAAAUGCAAAACAUGUGAUGACGGUCUUCUCAAGUUUGUUGUUCCGAUGAUAUUACAGUAUGUUGAGGAAUUCACGCAGUGUGAAAUUCUGAGUCGGAAACUUGUUUUUCAGGUGUGUAGAAGAAUAUCACCCCUCCUGUCGAACGAUCAAAGCAAUGAGGGAUCAGUUUCAUUGGACGUAGGCAAUUGUGGCCAGCACAGGAGCGUUCUUAUCCAGAUGUCGGCAAUUAUUCAAGCAGUCGUUCUACAUUGUCCGACGGCGUUAGUGUGGAAUCAUGCCGGGGAAGGAAAGAUGUCAUCUCAUUUGGUUGGAUCUCCUCUGGAUCAGUUGCCGCUUCCGCCUUCAGCGUUGCCAAUGGCUCCACGUUUUUCGAACGAUCAUGUCCGCGAAAUGUUGCGAGAUUCCGAAAAUAUUAUAAAACAACGUAGUAAAGCGGCUGAGGCACGUUGGCCUUUAGAUAAACUGAUUCGUAAUCUUGAGCCAAACUGCAGUACUAAAAAACAACAGUAUCAGCCGCAGACUGGUAUGGUCACAGCACGCGUGCUUCAUGCUCUGGAAGCAUUGGAUCUUCACAGUUUUGACCGUGUCGACUCAACUCACAGUAUCGAUUCACUGUACUCCAAACUAUUUCCUGCAAUUGGUGGAAACAAAGGAAGCCUUGAUCAUGCAACUGCUGAACAAGUUGAUCAGUUCGCCAAGCAGGAUGAGCCUUAUGUUCGCUUACUGUGCCAAUGGGCAGUUAGUGAUCAACGCUGUGGAGAACAUAGAGCGAUUGCAGCUGCUUUGCUGUUAGAAAAGAGGCAAUCAGAUUUGGUGACUUUAACAGAAACUGAUGGAGCUGGAGCGGACGACAAUGAUACGGACGAAAGCUCUUCCGCAAUUUCGGCUUUGCUACCGAUUUAUCAGGGUUUUUUGAUGAAAUUUCUCGACUCAGAAGCCCCGGUGCUAAAUGAACCAGUCCCAGGGCAUAACAAUCGGACAGUUUUUGCUUCUUUGGUUCAUCUGUUCCAUGAACUUAUCAAGCAUGACGUGUUCUCUCAUGACAUGUAUAUGUGUACCCUAAUUUCGCGGGGCGACCUUCUGUCAGUUACACCGUGCCACAAUGGAACCACAGUAACCCCGUCAACAACUGGUCAUUUCGCCGGCACCCCAAGCAGUGGAAUGAGCAGCUUAACGGGAUUCCAGAGCAUGAAUGAUUUACGUUGCGAAAUGGACGACAGUAAAAUUGAUGACGACCUAGGAAAGCUAUUGCAGCAUAUCAAAGAGGAACAACAGAUCGUUAUGGACACCCCCGACUCUCCCAAAGAUGAAAAUCAUAGCACACUUGAACCUGGUCGUGGUGAAAAGGAGGGUAAACGCCAGUCGAGGCACCUCUUGUUCACGACCCACUUCCCCUUACCUCAGGAUGACAGUUUAACCCACGACUGUAACCAGCGACAUAUUUUGUUGUAUGGAGUAGGAAAAGCACGCGAGGAAUCUCGUCAUGCCGUCAAAAAGGUCUCCAAGGAAAUGUGUCGUCUUUUCCAUAAAAAGCUUGCCAUCGACGUCCAAACAGAAGGGACUAAUUUAGCGGGAGGUGUCGGAGCAUUUGUUGGUUCUACCAAAUCACGGAAACAUUCAUCUCGUCUCGAGUUUAAUUUCGAGCUCAGCAUGCAACGCUUUUUAGCCCUUUCUUACUUUGAUCGUCAUGCCGUAGCUGCCCAGGCAGCCUCGACUUGUAUGGAAAUGAUCAAUAGCUUUAUUGUUGGAGGAGCAGCUUAUCUGCCAGUCUUGGAGCAUAUAUCCUUCCUGUUCGAUCUCUUUGAAGUUUCGCUGAGCAUCAGUGGCCUCAUAGACUUGUGUCUUCAACUUCUCAAAGAACUUCCUGAAGUGGAGCUGCUGUUGUCUCAAAGAAAUUCUGUCCUCAGUCGUAGCUACCUGACUAAUGUAGGCCUUUACGUUGUUGGAGUUCUUCGUCGUUUCCACUGCUGCCUACUCCUAUCACCUGAAUCAACUGCGAGUGCGUUUGAAUCACUUUGCCGUAUUGUGAAGCAUGUUACGAAUCCAGCCGAUUGCAGUUCAGCUGAACGCUGUAUCCUAGCGUAUUUGUACGACUUGUAUAGUUGCUGCUCCUUUCUUAAGGCUAAAAAUGGUCAGUUGGAUUCAUCGCUUGCCAAUUCAAAUUCAUCUUCUAGUCGCAGUAGUGGUGGCGUGGCUCUGAAUACUGGCAGCGAAGUGUUCGCAUUCUCAAAUGCUUACCCGAAAAUCAAACAAACCAUUUUCGCCCCUGUCGUGUCGCUGCCAAAAUCCCUUCAUCCGCUAAACCGGGAUUUUCUCCAGGACUACAUAACCAGCCCACGCCGCAAGCCCGAGCCCCAUAUCUUACGUCAAUUAUCAGAUUCUGCACAGUUGCGUUACAGCUUCGUCUGCAACGUCGUCGUAGCCGUAUGCAAUGAAGUUGACAAUGACAAACUCAAUGACAUUGCUCUCCUUUGUGCUGAAUUGACUGCCGGAUGCUCUGCGCUCUCUGCCGAAUGGCUAGGAGUGUUGACAACGCUCUGCUACUCGGCGUCUACCUAUAUGGAUGUCCUGACGCAGGUCGAUGUUCAGGAUAACUCAAUCCACCAUAAUCUAGCCGUGUUAUUUUCAGUGCUCCUGGCACGGCACUGCUUCGGCCUUCAGGAUUUUUUGCUCUAUGUUGGAGUUCCUUCCCUAGUUAAAAUAUGGAACGAAGGAGGCCGCUCUGAUACCGAUCCGGAAGCUGAAGCUGGCGCACGUUUGACUUGUCAUCUCGUGUUGAGGCUGUUCAAGACAUCGGAUGCUCCACACCCUGCAUGUUAUAGCAGUAGCAGCCACAGCGUGAAUGCAUCACCUCAUCACACACUGCAACAAACCGCCACCUCCUCUGCGUUGGGUGUCAAACUGGCGUGCGAUCGGCAUCUAUUGGCGGCUACGCAUAAUAGUAUAUCAGUUGGCCCCGUCUUAGCAGUACUAAAAGCUAUCCUUGUGCUGGCAGAUCGCGUGCCACCGGAAGGUAAAGGCAGUCGCGUGACCGGCAGCAGCGGUGGCAUGAACAGCAAUAGCAACAGAUUAGGUGGAGGUGGCAACGCCAUGGCCAACGAAGUCAGCAUUUCCCACAUAUUGGGUACGUCUUGGAGCGGCGACCUAGACUUGGACAUUGGUUCGGCAAAUUUUGGAGUCGGUGGUGGCCGCAAUAGUUUUGGAGUUGCUACAGAGAACGUGCCUUUGGCUUCCUACGCCAGAUAUGUUCUCAGGCAGAUUUGCUCACAGCCUUGGGUUCAUCAGCGUUGUCUUCAAAACCCCGAAGAAUUGUUGAAGCUCGAUGGUCUGCUAGAUAGCUGUUUGAGCUUGCGUCAAGCUCAGCGUCUCCUUCAGAUGAUAAGUCGACCUGAUUCAGGAGCCACCGCUGCCGACGAACACACCAACAAUGAACAUCAAGAUUAUCGUCAGGUGGUUAAUCGUGUUUUGGAGAGCCUCGAUCAAUGGCGGCUGCGAGUUGCUUGGUUGGAUCUGCAACUGUUAUGCCAGCAGUUGACGACGGUAGGCAGUGGUGGGACAUCGUCCGCCGACAUGAAUCAAUUACUAGAAGCGAUAGCUCGCGCCGUGCUUGACGUAUUCGAGUUAUCCACAACAUCAAGCAUUAAAGAGGACCCCGAUCAAGGCGGAAGUUCGAGUGCUUUGAAGAAACGAUCUGAAUCAGCGGCUACAGUGGCUUCUUCAGUUUCGGCAACCCCGGCCAAAACGCAACCGAAUCUGUCCAUUUCCUUAAUUGCACCUUUAGUUUCGAAGCUACCAGGCUCCGUUCAAGGGCGGAUUCUCAAAGUGGCAAGUCAGGUGCUCGAAAUUUGCAAUUGGGGCCCGCCUUCCAAGGGAAAAGAUAAAGAGCGCAAUAUUCCAAACACCACGUCUGCAUUCCGUUCCAAAUCGCUGCUGUCGUACGAACCUCUUCUUUCCCUUGUGAUGACAUGCCUCAAAGGACAAGACGAACAACGCGAGGCUUUUCUUUCUUCACUUCAUUCUCAGUUGUCGCACUUCAUUUUCUUGCCUAAAGAAGAUCGUUUGUAUCAUGGUGAAGACGUCAAAGCCCGCCAGGCCAUGUUAGAAGCAUUGCAAUUGCGGUUUAGUCUUGUUGGCGGUUUGUUUGAUUCCAUUUUACGUAAUCCUACGGUAGUCAUAGACUGGGCAAUCCUGUUAACUCAACUAGUGACAGCUGGAGUAGUGGAUUUGUCGAAUAAUACGGAACUAUUUGCAACAUUGCAAGAUAUGCUAGCUACAUUGCUUCAUUCAACGCUGGUCACUGAUGGCCAAUCGGAACGCGGCGAAGAUAGUCGCAAGUAUUACCCGCUCCUCAUUAAGAAGCUGAAAAAAGAAUUAGCCGAACGCAAAAGUUCUCCAUCCAUCCAAUGUAUCAAGCAGCUUCUUCCUUUGCCCAAGCUAGCCAGCGAAUUCGUCACGUGCGAACCGUAUGGAACUCUGACUGAUAUCAAGGGUAACAAAAUCAGUGGCUUUGAUAGUAAUGACAAAAAGCAAGGACAUCGGCUCCAUGAAAAGCAACGGGUGUCUCCUUGGGAAAUAUUGGAAGGGCACAAAACAGUUGCCCCACUGUCUUGGGCUUGGUUUGGGGCCGUUCGUGUGGAGAGGAAACCUCUCCGCCACCAAGAAGUACAGCGGCUCUUACGUCAUCACACACAUGCUCUACAGAAACCAGCUUCUUACUAUCUGGAGCAUCCUCUCCUUCCACCGGAAGAUUUAGAACCUCCAGUAAUAGAGAAGACCAUUCCAAAAGAAGAAAUUUGCUUCAAAACGGAGCCGAUGUCCGACCAAUCACCGAGGGGAGGAACUAAGCGUGGCCAGAAAACGAAUCAGCGUCGACCGCGAGGCAGAAGAGGUGCGGCAGCAGCGGCUGCCGCCGCUGCAGCUGCAACGGUAGCGGGAGCACCGCCGGCUGUCGGUGGUUAUCAGAGCCCAGUGGCAUCUGGAAUGUAUCCACCUUCGCAGCCACCACCACAGUGGAACGCUUAUACUUCGCCAGCUCCACCUGCUUCUCAACAAGGAACAGUGCCCACAUCUGCUGCUUUCUUUCCCCAACAAUCAAUUGGCCCCAGAUUUCCAACCGAAAGACCGGGAACCCAGUCACGUCAGGCAUUGAGCAAUAUGCUGAGGCAGAGGCAUCCUGGUACACAGUUUGUGCCAGCUUCUGCUUCCAAUCCUUCUGGUACGAAUCCGGUUGCAGUACCAAAUGCCCCACCCACGGCAGGAGGAGGAGGAGGAACUAUGGCUAACAAUUCCCGAAUUGCGGGAGGUGUAGGAGGUGUAGGAGCUGGAGGUGCCAGUCAACCACAAUUUGCUGGCAUUUCGAUGGUAGAUAAACAGAGGCAGCAGCAAUUUAUCCGCCAGCAAAUACGGCAGCAACAUACUGGCGGUAAUGUUUUUGGCCAACAAGGUCCUCAGCAAACACAGCCCCAACAGCAGCAACCCCAACAACAACAACAACAGCAGCAGCAACAACAACAACAACAACAACAACAACAGCAGCAGCAGCAGCAGCAGCAGCAGCAGCAGCAGCAACAAGUGCAAAUGGCUCCUGUCGGCUUUGCUAAUAUACACACGCCAAUGAACCAGAAUAUGAACCAGAAUAUGAACCAAAAUUUCAAUAUGUUUCAAAGUGGGGCCCCUGGUAUGCAACAGCUCGUCAACCCACAACAGCAAGCACAGCCGCAACCAACACAGCAGCAGCAGCCUCAGCAGCAGGCAAUGAUUGGGCAGCAUUUCAAUCAAGCAGGUGGAAAUUUUCCCAUGCAACAAACGCAACCUCAAGGAAAUAUGAUUCUCAUGCAACAGCAACAUCAACAGCCCCAGGGGCGUGGAAUGAAUGCCCCAGCUAUGCGCCCUCCGUUUAUGCAAAGUGGAGGUAUGCAGAUAAAUUCGGCCCAACCAAAUCAAUUCGUACGAGGAGCUAUGCCGAAUACUUCCCAGCAGCAAGCAGUUCGAUUACAACAUCAACAAAUAGUGGCUAUACAACAGCAACAACAAAUGCAGCACAACAUGGGACAGCAGCAACAUAACCAGCACUAUCAUCAACCUUUUUAAAGCAAACGGAAAACAACGCUUUCAAUCCUGUGUAGUCCGUCUGUUUGAGCCAUUCAGAUUUUUUUUUAAGAAACAAGUAUUUUUUUUUAAUUCGAAAUACAAUUGAUACACGUGA
Molecule: messenger RNA, 7311 nt
Organism: Daphnia magna
Lineage: Eukaryota; Metazoa; Arthropoda; Branchiopoda; Diplostraca; Daphniidae
Product: mediator of RNA polymerase II transcription subunit 12
Biological process (GO): regulation of transcription by RNA polymerase II
Cellular component (GO): mediator complex
Molecular function (GO): transcription coactivator activity
Source: RefSeq, a predicted model, not a curated record